Molecule: messenger RNA, 858 nt
Organism: Aureococcus anophagefferens
Lineage: Eukaryota; Pelagophyceae; Pelagomonadales; Pelagomonadaceae
Product: expressed protein
Exons: 1
Source: RefSeq, a predicted model, not a curated record
GCAGCCUCUGCGGGGUGCAAUGGCGCUGUCGACGCUCAACACCGACGCCAUCCGGCAGACCACCGCGCGCACGCGGGCCGGCGACUUCCUCAUCUUCGUCGGCUCCAAAGGCGGCGCCCACGUCCUCGGCUACCCGGCGUCCGUGAACCGGAACUACCAGGUGCAGCCCGAGUGGCCCCUCAUCGAGGCGCUGCUCAAGAACCGCGUCAAGUGCAAGCGCGCCUUCCUCGGCGACGCCUUCACGGUCUGGGAGUCGCUGGAGUGCGACGACAUGCUCGUCGGCGGCUUCGGCGUCGCGGUCGACGCGCUGCCCGACGCGGCCAAGGCGAUCUUCGUGCCGCACCUCUGCGCGGUGCUCGCGGCGCUCAUCACGCUCGACGCCGAGGACGCGUCGGCGCGCGCGACCCGCCUCAACUCGCUCAACCUCGUCGAGCUCGACCUCCAGCUCCGCGAGCUCCUGCAGCUCCGGCGCAUCGAGAUCACGGCGCUCGGCGGCGCGCCCGCGGCGAUCGGCGACGGCCUCGACCACCUCGCCGGCGCGGGCGCGGCGCCCCAGGACGGCGGCGACGGCGGCGGCCAGGGCGGCCACGGCGGCCACGGCGGCCAGGGCGGCCAGGGCGGCCACGGCGGCGGCGGCGGCGGCGGAGGCGGCGGCGGCGGCGGCGGCGCGCGCAAGGGCGGCGGCGGCGGCGGCGGCGGCGGCGGCGGCGGCGGCGGCGCCCCGGCCGCCAAGCGCCCCCGCCGCUAGGCGGCCCCAAGAACACCCGCGCGCGCGCGGACCAAACCGCGCGACCCGCGCGACCCGCGCGACCCUCAGGGCUCCCGCGACCUCCAAGAAAUAAGAACUCGUGUGCUGUG